Messenger RNA from Amoebophrya sp. A25, 680 nucleotides. The record is from the annotation of a GenBank genome assembly. Lineage: Eukaryota; Dinophyceae; Syndiniales; Amoebophryaceae.
GCCGAACCUCUGCCGGCAGGAUCAGGAAGUGGAGGUAAAAUGAUUAUCGCUGCUGGAGGUCAAGGUGGGGGUCGUGGAAACAUCAAUAAAAGCAUUAUGAUUCCGUCAAGUGUUCCUGGGCCUGGUGUGAAUGCGGACCCUGCGAUUGCCUCGCGCCCAUGGUCUCUUCAGACUGGAGGAGGAGUGCGAAAGUUCGGUGUCGAUUGUGCCGGUCCCAUACGUCAAGUCUACACGGAUAGCGAUCACGAUCAGGGCCUUCUGAAGCCAGACGAGAAGGACCUUCUGAAGCGGGGUGGAUGUGGACAAAGUUUUUAUCAGCUAAAUCAAGAUGAAACUGGGAAGCCGAUUGAAGGUGAAGCGCCUGGUGCAACAGCAAAGCCGACGACUCUUGAAAAUACUGAACGCAAACAGCCUCCAUCUUCAUCUUGGACUGCACAGCGAAUCACUCUUGUUGUUUUGGGAAGCAGUGUCGGCGUUCUGGGUGCUGGGGCACUUUGUCUAUUCUUUUUCCUAUAAUUCGUGAUUGGAACAAGAUCGUCAUACUUAUAGAUACAUAGGAUAUAUGGUACUUUAAGAAGACAUCUUCAAGUUUAUGCAGUACAAUUAUGCGGAUCGUAAAACGAGAUCAUCAAAUGGAUAUUCGUCAGUUAUGGGGUGCCGCACGCGCAUCUUUGGUCAUU